AUGGACGAGCGUUUUAGAAUUGUGACUAUAAAUAAACAGCAGUCGCUAAGUUGGACCAAACACUUACGCUUCAAGAGCUCAAGGUGUAAGAUGCACGCGUCACUUAAACUUGCUUUGGUCGGUUGUCUGCUGUUGCAGCUUGUGGCUGCGGAUGUUUCCCAUUUGCCGCUGGAGCAGCUGGAGCAGCAUCAUGAUCACCAUGGUUACGACUAUCCCAAGCCCAAGCAGCCUUUUGACAUAGCGGUGACCACAACGCCAGCGCCUACUCCAGCACCCACUUAUCUGCCUCCACCUCCACCAACUCCUGCGCCCACUUACUUGCCUCCUGCGCCAGUCACCAGCACCACCGAAGCUGCCGUUCCUCUGCCCCCUAAGCCUGUGCCCACCUACUUGCCUCCUCCACCACCACCAACCACCACCACUACCAGAAGAACCACAACAACCACCACAACCACAACGCGUGCGCCUACACCAGCGCCCACCUAUUUGCCACCCAUUGUUGUGCCAGAUCCAGAGCCAGGCUAUCACUAUGACGCGCCUGCCCAGCGUUUCCUAUUCUAAGACCCUACGCCAUCUGCUCUUUGACUGUU
Molecule: messenger RNA, 590 nt
Organism: Drosophila busckii
Lineage: Eukaryota; Metazoa; Arthropoda; Insecta; Diptera; Drosophilidae
Product: extensin
Exons: 2
Coding region: 1-561 (186 amino acids)
Source: RefSeq, a predicted model, not a curated record